AGUUUGGAGGAUUGCAAAUAAUGAAUCAGUAUAAAAGACGCAGCAACAGUCGAGGGAUCAUUCAAGUCGUCGACAAGAAAACAACCAACAUGAACCGCCUGGUACUCCUGUUCGCGCUGGUCGCCUAUGCCAGACCUCAGUCAGAAGUGGUUGAUAUGGGUUCCUUCGUAGGAAAUGGUGAUGAUAAGCUAAGCGACGAUCAAGUCUCAGUGAGCCUAAUUCCGCCUAAAGAAUCCGGUGUGAAUUCCAACGUACAGGGAAUCGAAGAUGAUCUCUCAGCAAGCUACAUUCCAAUCAAAAAUGGUGCUGCCGACCGCAUAGGCGACCUAAGCAAUGGCGGGAACUCAGACUCCAACGUACAGGGAAUCGAAGAUGAUCUCUCAGCAAGCUACAUUCCAAUCAAAAAUGGUGCUGCCGACCUCAUAGCCGACCUUAGCAAUGGCGGGAACUCAGACUCCAACGUACAAGGAAUCGAAGAUGAUCUCUCAGCAAGUUACAUUCCAAUCAAAAAUGGUGCUGCCGACCUCAUAGCCGACCUAAGCAAUGGUGGGAACUCAGACUCCAACGUACAGGGAAUCGAAGAUGAUCUCAGAGCAAGCUACAUUCCAAUUAAAAAUGGUGCUGCCGACCGCAUAGGCGACCUAAGCAAUGGUGGGAACUCAGACUCCAACGUACAGGGAAUCGAAGAUGAUCUCUCAGCAAGCUACAUUCCGAAAAAAGAUGGUGCUGCCGACCUCAUAGCCGACCUAAGCAAUGGCGGGAACUCAGACUCCAACGUACAGGGAAUCGAAGAUGAUCUCUCAGCAAGCUACAUUCCGAAAAAAGAUGGUGCUGCCGACCUCAUAGCCGACCUAAGCAAUGGCGGGAACUCAGACUCCAACGUACAGGGAAUCGAAGAUGAUCUCAGAGCAAGCUACAUUCCAAUCAAAAAUGGUGCUGCCAACCGCAUAGGCGACCUAAGCAAUGGUGGGAACUCAGACUCCAACGUACAGGGAAUCGAAGAUGAUCUCAGAGCAAGCUACAUUCCAAUCAAAAAUGGUGCUGCCGACCGCAUAGGCGACCUAAGCAAUGGCGGGAACUCAGACUCCAACGUACAGGGAAUCGAAGAUGAUCUCUCAGCAAGCUACAUUCCAAUCAAAAAUGGUGCUGCCGACCUCAUAGCCGACCUAAGCAAUGGCGGGAACUCAGGCUCCAACGUACAGAGAAUCGAAGAUGAUCUCUCAGUAAGCUUGAUUCCAGUACAAAAUGGUGCUGCCGCCCGCAUAGGCGAACUUAGCGACCCCAAAAGUCACCAUUGAUGACAACGUCUGCCUCUAAGUUAAGGUGUUAACAUCAGAGCGUAACUGUAUUAAAUGGCUUUUCAUU
Manduca sexta (tobacco hornworm) is the source of this 1365-nucleotide messenger RNA. RefSeq lists its product as uncharacterized. The record is from RefSeq and is a predicted model, not a curated record. The transcript has 3 exons. NCBI's taxonomy places the organism in Eukaryota, Metazoa, Arthropoda, Insecta, Lepidoptera, Sphingidae. The coding region runs from base 21 to 1298 and encodes 425 amino acids.